Lizanozyma spartinae is the source of this 981-nucleotide messenger RNA. RefSeq names its product replication factor C subunit 4 (gene RFC4). Lineage: Eukaryota; Fungi; Ascomycota; Pichiomycetes; Serinales; Debaryomycetaceae. Gene Ontology annotation, molecular function: DNA binding; DNA clamp loader activity; ATP hydrolysis activity. Gene Ontology annotation, cellular component: Elg1 RFC-like complex; DNA replication factor C complex; Ctf18 RFC-like complex. The record is from RefSeq and is a predicted model, not a curated record. The coding region runs from base 1 to 981 and encodes 326 amino acids. Gene Ontology annotation, biological process: DNA repair; DNA-templated DNA replication. The transcript has a single exon.
AUGUCUAAGAACUUAGCCCUCUCACUUGAACUUCCAUGGGUCGAGAAGUACCGUCCCCACAAGCUUGACGACGUGGUAGGCAACGAAGACACCGUAGAACGGCUUAAACUCAUUGCCAAAGAUGGUAACAUCCCUCAUAUGAUUAUCUCCGGACUCCCGGGGAUAGGAAAGACCACUAGUGUUCAUUGCCUAGCCUUGGAAUUGCUUGGAGCGCAAUUGUAUAAGAGUGCCACGUUAGAACUUAAUGCGUCUGACGAUAGAGGCAUUGAUGUUGUUCGGAAUAAGAUCAAGCAGUUUGCACAGACCAAAAUCCAAUUACCUCCGGGAAGACAUAAGAUAGUGAUAUUGGAUGAAGCCGAUUCGAUGACUCCUGGAGCUCAACAGGCACUCAGAAGAACGAUGGAGCUUUACUCCAACACCACGAGAUUUGUAUUUGCCUGUAACCAGCUGCUGAAGAUCAUUGAGCCCUUACAGCUGAGAUGUGCUAUUCUCAGAUACACCAAGUUGAGCGAUGCUCAGGUGUUGAAACGUCUUUUGGAGGUGUGUCAAGCUGAAGACGUCAAGUAUAACGAUAGUGGAUUGGGUGCUUUGAUAUUCACGGCCGAAGGUGACAUGAGACAAGCCAUCAACAACCUACAAAGUACUGUUGCUGGGUUUGGGUUUGUUAAUGACAUCAAUGUGUAUAAGAUUGUUGAUCAGCCACAUCCAUUGGUGAUUCAAAAGAUCUUGAGUUGUUGCAUUGCAGACAGCAACAUCAACGAAGCCUUGAGCCUAUUAGAUUCGUUAUGGUCAAAGGGUUAUUCCGCCAUUGACAUCGUCACUCUGAGCUUCAAAGUUGCAAAGACGAUCCCCAACGUUGAUGAGGGUAAAAGACUUGAUGUUAUAAAGGAAAUUGGUUACACUCACAUGAGAGUUCUUGAAGGAGUGUCAACGUAUUUGCAACUUUGCGGAAUGCUUUCAAAGAUAUGCCUGCUUCAAUAG